This is a messenger RNA of Myripristis murdjan (pinecone soldierfish), 4172 nucleotides long. It is a transcript of the gene grin3bb, whose product is annotated as glutamate receptor, ionotropic, N-methyl-D-aspartate 3Bb. Gene Ontology annotation, molecular function: signaling receptor activity; ligand-gated monoatomic ion channel activity. Lineage: Eukaryota; Metazoa; Chordata; Actinopteri; Holocentriformes; Holocentridae. Gene Ontology annotation, cellular component: membrane. The transcript is spliced from 10 exons. The record is from RefSeq and is a predicted model, not a curated record. Gene Ontology annotation, biological process: monoatomic ion transport. The coding region runs from base 4 to 3567 and encodes 1187 amino acids.
AGGAUGAAUUUCACCUCCUCCAGAUUCCUGCCACACUUUUACCUCGGAGUCCAGAUCUUCUCCCUCCUCCAGCUCUUCAUCGGCCGGUCGCUGCUCCAUCCCCAGCCGUGCCACAUCCUGGCGCAGAUCGGGCACACGGUGCGCCUCGGCGCGCUGCUCCCGGCCCGGCAGCCGGCCCGGGUCCAGGCCGCCCUGAACCGCGCCGUGUCCGUCCUGGGCCACGACAACUUCCUGCCUUACAACCUGAGCCUGGAGCUGCUGGCCCGGCAGCCGGCCAGCGGGGACCCGGAGUCCCUGUUCAGGUGUGUGUGCCAGAGCGUGGUCGUGCAGGGGGUUUCCGCCGUGCUCGCCUUCCCCCAGACCCAGGAAGAAAUCCUACAAGUGGAAUUUAUGGCUUCUUUUUUGGAAAUUCCUUUUAUAAGCAUCAUUGAACACGGUGAGCCGCUGAAAACUCAGAACCGCUUCCACCUGCAGAUGGUGAUGGGCGUUCCUCCGUCGGGUCUGUCCGAGCUGCUGCUGACCGUGCUGCGGCGCUCCGGCUGGCUGGAGGGCAUGGCGGUGCUGUGCCGGGGCUGGGAGGAGGCGCCGGGCCUCCUGCACCUCUUGGACCGUCAGAACCGACCGUCUUGGGACGGCGCCGCCUGGCACCUCCGCGCCCUCCUCAACCUCACGCAGUCGGCGCAUGACGACACCCAGAUCCACGACUUCCUGUCCCAGCACUUCCGGCAGCACCAGCCGCCGCCGGCGUCCGUGCUGCUGUUUGGCGCCGACCCGCAGUGCGCGGCGGCGGUGCUGCGCAGCGCCCAGGACCUCGGCCUCACGCUGCCCACCGUGCACUGGAUCCUGGGACACCCGCUGACGCCCGACGCCCUGCACUCCAUCGGGCUGCCGCUGGGCCUGCUGGCGUACGGCGAGGUCGAGCGCAAACCACUGGACUUUUACAUCCGGGACGCCCUCCAGCUGGUGGCCCGGGCCGUCACCGCGGCAACGGUGGUGAGGCCGGAUCUGGCACUGAUCCAGAACAUGGUGAACUGCUACGACAAGCCCAAUAAACACGAGGUGCCAUCGUCAGGACAGUACCUGGCCAGGUUCCUCUCCAACACUUCCUUCUCUGGCCUGACGGGCCCCAUCACGGUCCACCAGAACUUCUCGCACAUCCUCACCUCGCAGCGGUUCCACAUCUGGAGCCUGCGGCGGGACGCGCUGGGCCAGCCCGCCUGGGUGACCGUGGGCAGCUGGGAGGCCGGCCGGCUGGAGGUGGAGGACCAGGGGGUCUGGCGGGGCACCGGCCACCGCCUGCGGACCGAGGGAGUGGGGGGGAGGACGGGGGGGCGGUGGCGGGCGGGCAUGCCGGUGGUGGGUAGCCGGGUUCGGGUAGUGACUCUGGUGGAACAUCCCUUUGUGUUCACGCGGGACGUGGACGACGAGGGGAACUGCCCGGCCGGUCAGUACUGCCUGGACGCCGGGACCAACAGCUCGGAGACGCUGGAGCGAUACUUCCAUGAGGUGGCAGGCGGCAACAGCAGCCUCCUGCCCGCCGAGUACGGCAAGUGUUGCUAUGGAUACUGCAUCGACCUGCUGGAGAAACUGGCCGAGGACCUGAGGUUCGAGUUUGACCUUUAUAUCGUCGGAGACGGGAAGUACGGAGCCUGGAAAGCCGGUCGCUGGACGGGGCUGGUGGGGGAUCUUCUCAACGGCAUAGCGGACAUGGCAGUCACCUCCUUCAGCAUAAACUCGGCGCGAAGCCGCGUCAUUGACUUCACCUCGCCCUUCUUCUCUACGAGCCUGGGCAUCCUGGUGCGCAGCAAGGACACCGCUGCGCCCAUCGGUGCCUUCAUGUGGCCCCUGCACUGGUCCAUGUGGGUGGGCAUCUUCGUGGCGCUGCACAUCACCGCCCUCUUCCUCACGCUGUACGAAUGGAAGAGCCCGUUCGGCAUGACUCCACACGGACGAAACCGGAUAAAGGUGUUUUCUUACUCUUCGGCGCUGAACCUUUGUUACGCCAUCCUGUUUGGACGGACUGUGUCGUCCAAGACACCAAAGUGCUGGACGGGUCGCUUCCUGAUGAACCUGUGGGCGAUCUUCUGCCUCCUGGUGCUGUCCAGCUACACAGCCAACCUGGCCGCCGUCAUGGUCGGGGAGAAGACCUUCGAGGAGGUUUCAGGGAUCCACGACGCCAAGCUGCACCACCCCUCCCGUGGCUUCCGGUUCGGGACGGUCAGGGAAAGCAGCGCAGAAGAUUACAUGAAGAAGAGUUUUCCAGAGAUGCACGAGUACAUGAGGCGCUUCAACGAGCCCACCACGCCCGAGGGCGUCGCCACCCUCAAGACAGAUCCUCCUCAGCUCGAUGCCUUCAUCAUGGACAAAGCUCUGCUCGACUACGAAGUUUCCAUCGACGCCGACUGCAAACUGGCGACUGUGGGAAAACCCUUCGCCAUCGAGGGUUACGGGAUCGGCCUGCCUCAGAACUCUCCUCUGACCUCCAACAUCUCCGAGUUCAUCAGCAGGUACAAGUCAGACGGAUACAUGGACCUCCUGCACGACAAGUGGUACAAGGUGGUGCCCUGCGGGAAGAGAGUGUUCGCCGUCACCGAGACGCUGCAGAUGGGCAUCGGUCACUUCUCCGGUCUGUUCGUGUUGUUGUGUUUCGGAGUGGGCGGGGCUUUGCUGACUCUCGCAGGUGAACACGGGUUUUACCGCCUCGUCCUGCCGCACAUCCGCCGCCGCCAGAACCUCAAAUACUGGCUGCACACCAGCCAGAAAAUCCACCGAGCUUUGAACAUGACCUACGAAGACGUGAAGAGGCAACGAGCUGAGAAAGAGAAAAGCUGCAACCUGCAGAAGUCUCAGGCUCCGCCCCCGCCCGUCCCCGGCGAGUCCGCCAGGUGGAACAACGAGAGCAGCAAAGAUGCCGCCGAGGCGUCAGGCAAGGACAACAAGCGGGUCCACUUCAACCUGGAGACCCUCAACACCCGCCGCCUCCUCGCCCGGGUCGCCGCCACCUCCAACCCCCUGGGAGCCAAAGGAGGAGGAGCCGGGGGGCGGGGGGAGGGGUCUCCUGUACGGAGGGCGGGGCCGACCCCUCGCCUUUGCGAGAAUGGAGGUCCUGCGGCUUCCUUUGCUAGCCUGGUGCUAUCCCUCCCCUCUUCCUCCUCCUCUGCCCCGCCUUCUGCUGCUGCUCCUCCCCCUGUGGCCGUGGCCACUCCCUCUGCAGCUGUGUCUCCUCCCCCCACAUCUGUGGCCCCUCCCCCUGCAGCCGUGGUUCCUCCCAGGCCCGGGGAGCUGGAGGAGCUGCAGGAGAAGAUCGAGGAGAUCAGGGACCAGCUGAGGACGGCUCUGGCCAGGAGGGCCGAAAUACAAACUUCUCUGGCCAAACCUGUUGCCACGGUGACAGAAAAGCUCCCGCCUCCGGUACCCACGGUGACAACAGCCCCGCCCACCCCCCUCACCACCGUCACAAACCUCCCUCCGAACACAAAAUGCAUCACCACCAUGACGGACCCGCCGCUCAAAGUCCUGUCCAAAGUCCGGCCCUUCCCCAGCAGACUGUCCAAUGAGAGGAGGUGAUGCUCUGCUCAGCAGCCAAUAGCUGGACACACAGACUAAAGGGGAGGCGGCUUCAGGAAGACGGGAGCUCUGGCUGUGUGAGAAAGGGAUCUGCUCUCCUCUCACAUCUCAUGUUUUGGCCUCCAAGGCGUCAGAGAACAUGGAGGAGAUGAACCUCCAGCAUGAGCCCGCAGCAAAACUGUCGCCCCCCCGUCCUGCGCCGAGUCUCAGUGUCCCGGGACGGCUCGCUGCUGCAACCCCAGCGGCGUCCUUCACCCACGCGUCAUCCUCCAUCUGACUGUUCCCAUGUGACGUCCCGCUAACCUUGACCUCCUGUCCACCUGGUGUUCACCUGCGUCUCUCCACGGAAAAAUACAGAACCAGCUGAGGACGGAUUGCGAUCCGAUCACCCAAAACCACAUCCCAUUGGGUUCCAGCUCACGUGCAGAACCCUGUGAUCAGGGAUGCGCCGUGACCACAGAGAACAGACGUCUAAAUUCAGAUGCAUCUGCGAUCCACAUCUGGAAGUGCAUGAGAUCCCAGCCACUUUCCUUGAAGAAGCUGCUCGGCGCCCCGGCGGUGUGCGGUGGGUUUCGUACCCGAGGCCCCUGGCGUCCAGAGUCCGC